Messenger RNA from Cydia amplana, 1708 nucleotides. RefSeq names its product venom serine carboxypeptidase-like. The transcript has a single exon. Gene Ontology annotation, biological process: proteolysis. Gene Ontology annotation, molecular function: serine-type carboxypeptidase activity. The coding region runs from base 122 to 1558 and encodes 478 amino acids. NCBI's taxonomy places the organism in Eukaryota, Metazoa, Arthropoda, Insecta, Lepidoptera, Tortricidae. The record is from RefSeq and is a predicted model, not a curated record.
GGUCAUAUGUCAACAUGAAGUUUUGCGUUAUCAUAGCGGGCAUAGCGGCAAGCCAAGCGGUAUUUAAUAAUAUUAAUUAGUCGCUUUGUUGCAGUCAGUCAGUAGUUUACACACUUUCAGAAUGGCAAGGUUUCUGGGGGUGAUUUUAAUCGUUCAAGCAAUAGCUUAUUCUCAAUGCUUCUUCCAUCGUUAUCCAGAGCUUAAUUUGGGUGAAAAGGAUGGCGGAGACGCCGGCGAGCCACUAUUCCUGACUCCGUACAUCGAGAGCGGGAACAUUACUGAAGGCAAGCGGCUGGCGCGCGUGCCGUUCACAGAAAGUCUGCGAAUCAAGAGCUAUGCCGGCUACAUCACGGUCAACAAGACUUAUGACUCUAAUCAGUUUUUCUGGUACUUCCCGAGCAUGUCGCCUAACAAAGAGCUGGCGCCGGUCAUCGUGUGGCUGCAGGGUGGCCCCGGCGCGACGUCUCUCUACGGCCUGUUCACAGAAAACGGCCCGAUCCGCGUGAGGAAUAACAAGUUUGAGCGCAGGAAGUACAAUUGGGCUUUGAAUCACCAUAUUAUUUAUAUUGACAACCCUGUCGGCACUGGAUUUAGCUUUACUAAGCACCCGGAAGGCUACUGCACUGAUGAGACACAAGUCGGUGAGCAUCUAUACUCUACUUUGACUCAGUUCUUUAAGCUCUUCCCUGAGCUUCAGCAGAAUAAAUUCUUUGUAACUGGCGAGUCUUACGGCGGGAAGUAUGUACCAGCGCUCGCUUAUACUAUUCACAAGAAGAACCCUACAGCCGAAACCAAAAUUAACUUGAAGGGUAUUUCCAUUGGCAAUGGAUUAAGUGACCCGGAGCAUCAGCUUAUUUACAGCAAAUAUUUGUACCAAAUAGGCCUCAUUGACUGGAAUGCACAGAAGGUUUUCGAGAAUUAUGAAGCUAAAGCUAGAAGCUACAUUCAAAAUAACCAAUGGGAUGAAGCAUUUGAUACCUUUGAUACGCUCCUGAAUGGAGACUUAAUUGAUGGGAAAAGCUACUUCUACAAUGUCACCGGAUUUAACUUUUAUUUCAACUACUUGCACUCCAAAGAAUAUACAAGUUCAGAGACUGGAGAUGACUUCGGGCCUAUGAUCCAGAAGAGUGCUGUCCGCAAAGAAAUCCAUGUCGGAGACAUGCCAUUCAAUGAUGGAAAGGAAGUAGAGAAGCAUUUGAAACAAGAUGUUAUGAAGUCAGUUGCUCCAUGGAUUUCUGAGCUACUAGACAACUAUUACUGUGUCAUUUACAACGGACAACUAGACAUCAUUGUCGCAUAUCCUUUGACUCUCAACUACUUGCAGAACCUGAACUUUACUGGUGCUGAUGAGUACAAGACGGCUAAACGCUACAUCUGGCAGGUGGACGGAGAAAUCGCCGGCUAUGUUAAGCAAGCUGGGAAACUUGUAGAGAUCAUGGUUAGGAAUGCUGGUCAUAUGGUCCCCAGUGAUCAGCCAAAGUGGGCUUUAGAUCUGAUCACUAGGUUCACUCAUGAAAAAACCUUUUACGAUAAGAAAACUGAGUAUAAAGGUCAUUAAUUAUACUGUAAUUUAAGUAUAAAGUGUAAUGAGGCUUAGGUGUUUUGUUACUAUGUAAAUGAGUACUCAUCCAUGAGUCAUACUCAUGUUCAUGUUAAGUUUAUGUUGAUUUAUCGUUUUGUAAUAAAUGCCUACUUUUAUAGUAAUAAA